Cladophialophora psammophila CBS 110553 is the source of this 939-nucleotide messenger RNA. RefSeq lists its product as uncharacterized. The record is from RefSeq and is a predicted model, not a curated record. Lineage: Eukaryota; Fungi; Ascomycota; Eurotiomycetes; Chaetothyriales; Herpotrichiellaceae. Gene Ontology annotation, biological process: mitochondrial proton-transporting ATP synthase complex assembly; mitochondrial gene expression; mRNA stabilization. The transcript has a single exon. Gene Ontology annotation, cellular component: mitochondrion. The coding region runs from base 1 to 939 and encodes 312 amino acids.
AUGCGCUUUGCACCUUUGUGCCACUCCAGCGUACAGGCUUCGUCAGAACCCCCUUCAUCAGAACCCCCACCUGCGUCCUCAGCUGCGGUUCCGUGGUACCUCCAGAUCGAAGAUCCCACUCCGCCCGCGCCUGUAUCGCCCUGGCUCGCUCUGCAAGAAAUCCCGCCCUUGCCACAAGAUCCACCGCCCAUCCUCUCGCCUGUCCUCACGCACCUCUCGACCCAAAUUGGCCUCGACAACCUCACGCUUCUAGACCUCCGGCGCCUCGACCCGCCGCCCGCAUUGGGCUCCAACCUCCUCAUGAUCAUCGGCACUGCGCGGUCCGUCAAGCACUUGAACGUCUCCGCCGACCGUUUCUGCCGCUGGGUGAGGAAGGAGUAUAAAUUGAGGCCAUACGCGGACGGGCUACUCGGGAGGAACGAGUUGAAGUUGAAGCUAAGGAGGAAGGCGAGAAAGAUGAAGUUGGCCCAGAGUGUGGGAAAUACGGUUGCCAUGAGAGAAGCCGACGAUGGAAUUACUACGGGGUGGAUCUGUGUCAACAUGGGCCUGGUGGAUGAGGCUGUGUUGCCAGAAGUGAAGGAGGAUGAAGGAGGGGAUCAGACGGGGUUUGGGGUCGCUGAGGGACACCACGCCUCCUCAUCUGGUGGCGCCAUGACGAGAAAGAUGCAGGAGACACUUGCAGAAGAUGAAGAGGACGAAUAUCAAAAUCCUGCAGAGGAAUACGUCGGGUUCGGGUCGCGGACAGACUCGCCGCGCAUCGUGGUGCAGAUGUUCACGGAGGAGAAGCGGGUCGAGAUGGAUCUAGAGGGUUUGUGGGAUGUGCGGAACACGAGACGGGCACAAAGGGCAGAGAAGGCCAAAGUUGAGGCGGAGGCCGCGGUGGCCAGGCUGCAGCAAGAGCAGGAAAGGAGCAUAGUCGGGACUGGAGCCGGCUCAUGA